CGUCAGCCGAGCGCCGACCGACGCGCUCUCACCCGACCACUUCACAAUCCGACAAAAAUGAUCUUUCAUAAUCCGAUCCCAAAUGUAUUAUCACUGGUUCCUGUGAAAUGUGCGCGUUAAGUUGUCAGCUCGCACGUUCGCGAAACGGCUUGCGAGUACACAGUGUGUUUGCAUAAUAUACCAACGAUGUUAAACGUUUGAGUUUACGUCUGAACUGAUAAAGCGAAAAUGCAUCUUCACUUCGAGAGAAACGUAAACGCAAAAUGCGACUGUUCCAUCCUGUCGCUGUCCUGGAUGGGGAAGGUGCCCGACGAGCUGCCAGAGGAGGAGGGUUGGAAGUUGAACCGCAACAAUUAUUACCAAGAGGGCUGGCUGGCGACUGGCAACGUGCGCGGGGUGGUCGGAGUGACGUUCACAUCGUCGCACGCGCGUCGCCCGCACGAGCUGCCCUUGCGUACUAACUAUAAUUUGCGCGGGCACAGAUCAGACGUAAUCCUCGUGAAAUGGAACGAGCCGUACCAGAAACUGGCUUCGUGUGACAGCAGCGGCGUGAUCUUCGUGUGGAUCAAGUACGAGGGCCGCUGGAGCAUCGAGCUUAUCAACGACAGGAGCACUCCAGUCACGCACUUCUCCUGGUCACACGAUGGAAGAAUGGCACUCAUAUGCUAUCAGGAUGGCUUCGUACUAGUGGGCUCAGUGGCCGGGCAGCGGUAUUGGUCGUCCAUGUUAUCACUGGACGCUCGCAUCACGUGCGGCUGUUGGACUCCUGAUGAUAACCAGGUGUAUCUGGGAACCGCGUCGGCCCAGCUCGUGGUGAUGGACGUGCAUGGGGCUAUGGUUUCACAGGUACAACUAGUAGCAGAAGGAGGUAUAACAUCAAUGGCGUGGUCUUGCGAGAAGUUCAAGAUGGAGGAGGGGGAGGAGGGAGGGGAGAACAAUGGCGGGCACGUGUUAGCCGUGGCUCUAGGCAACGGAGAGAUAGUGCUCCUGCGAGGACAUGAUGACGUCAGUCCCGUGCGAGUGGCCACGGGACUCAGAGGGAACACGCUGGCUAUGGAGUGGGCUAACUCCAGGGAACUGUUGGCUGUUGCGGGCACGCUAAUCGCAGAAGCGGAUGAGCCUGUGGACACGCCCCCUUACAAGAACGUCGUGAAGUUCUAUUCAGAUGUCGGAGCCCUCAUCUAUACCGUCCCUAUACCUUACACGCAGGGUGUAGUCCGCGCGCUAACAUGGGGCCACAUGGCGCGGCGGCUGUUCGUGUCGGCGGGCGGCGCGGUGUGCACGGCGCGCGUGUGGCGCGUGGUGGCGCCGCUGCAGCUGCUGGCGCGCGUGCGGGCCGCGCAGGCGCUGCGCCACCCGCGCCUCGCGCCGCGCCUGCCGCUGCCGCCGCGCCUCGUGCCCGCGCUCGCCAACCUCUUCGCGCAUACCAUCCGGUGCAACGUACCUGAAACAAACGAGCUCCGUCUCUUCGUGUCCCGCCCCCCGGCGGCGGGCGGGCGGCUGCACUGCACCAUGCUCCGUCAUGAUGACGAGGAAGCAGGCGCAUAUACUCUGUACCUGGAACACCUAGGGGGACUGGUGCCCUUGUUGAAAGGCAGGCGCACCAGCAAGAUCAGACCUGAGUUCGUUAUCUUCGAUCCACAAGCUGAAGAGCAAGUAUCAAGCAGCGUAGUGGUCCGCGCUAGCAGCAGCAGCAGCAGCGGCGCCGGCAGCUCGUCCAGCGGCGGCGGCGCCUCCCCCCGCGCGCCCCGCACCCCGCGCCCCGCCCGCCAUCCCCACGCGCCCCACACCUCCUCCUCCGACACCGAGCGGGAAGAGGGUUGUUCGGGCUCCCCGCGACUACAGCGGCGGCGGCGAGCGCGGGAGAGACGUAAGGUACGCACCUCCAGCGAGAAGGACGAACCGCCAGACGAACUCGCCUACAUCGACUCCUUGCCAGAGGAUGUGCGUUUAGUAGAAGUAACUUCUAAUAUUUGGGGAACUAAAUUUAAAAUGCAUGGUUUAGCUAAAAAUGUGCCCGCGAACCUCGGCCAGGUCACGUAUAAGACCUCCUUGCUGCACCUGCAGCCGCGUCAGAUGACGCUCAUGAUCACAGAGCUUAGGGACGACUAUCCCGUUGGCCCCGACCCCUCGUUUAACCCUAACAUUUUCUCCGAAGACGAAGAAGAAGUGUUUCCGACUAACGACUCCACCGAUUCUCCAGCACACACUAAUAAUAAUAAUAUCAGACGAAAGCUGACCCUUAAUGAGAGAAUGAACAACUCUAAUAAUAUAAACCAAAAUGAGAGCUUUACUGCUAACAAUAACAACUCAAACGGUCCGUCACUCGCCAGAGCCGAGUCGUAUGAUGAGUUCCCUUACAUCGACACUAACGAAACUGUUAGCAACGUACCUGAGAGCGUGUACUCCACACCCGUGCGUCACGCGAGCCAGCCCGCCGAGCGGCGCGUCAGCAACCCCGCCGGCGUGCCCAACCGCCACGCCAUCUCCCCGCUGCGCUGCGAGAGCUCCGUGCCCACGCUGCAGUCGCCCAAGAACGCCGUCGCGCCCACUGACAUCAUAUUCGAGCGACCCUCCCCGCAGACCGUCACGUGCGGGGGACGCGGCGACUUCUGCGGAGGCAGGACCGACUACAGCGUGCGCGGGGAUAACGUCUCACUCAAAGGGAACUUGUCUAAUAUAGAGCAACAGUCUUUUAACCUCAGCCUGAGUCUAGAGCCAAGUCGACAGGUGACAAUAAAGAAAUGUGAUAAUCACGUUACAGACAAUUGUCUAUCAAAGCUACGCAAAAAUAUUUGCAGCAGGGGUGAAUCUGCCUCGUACGAUAUGAACACAAGGAUUUUAAAGUCACUUUGUAACAAAAAUUACGAGCACGAAGUGCAUCCCGACGCCCUGAGCAAGCGAGGCGAUACUAUAAAACACUUGCAAAAGAGUGAAGACUUGAAGUUCAUAGAUGAGGAGACGCCUGUCGAUACCACCAUCAGUAAUCUGACUGACAAAGCGCGGGAGGUUACCGGUAAAGUGCAGAGGACCACUACCGUAGUACCCAUCAGUCCAGUUUGCGCGACCGUCCCCGUGUACGACACCAUGACGCGGAGCUGUAGUGUCGGCUACCUGGACCUGGUGGACCCUCAGGUGCUGCACGCACAGGUCAGUCUGAGUGCACUGCGCGGGGAGCCGCCCCGGAGACUAGUACUCGUCAACAACAAGCGACACAGGAAGCAGCGGCGACACGUGCGCGCCACUGACGUCAAACAAACUGAGUGCACCAAGACGCCAAGCUUGCGGAGAUGCGGCAAAUCCAGGAGUCUCGACUCCAGCGAGAUGUCGCUCACGGUAGACAAGAGUAAAAGACUAUCGCGGAUAGACACGGCGACGCCGAAGGCGGACGUGACGCCGGCACAGUCGAGCAGCCGCUGCAACAGCACGGGCGGCGAGGACAACAGCGGCACCAGCACGUCGGACAGCGGGCGGCGCUCGCGGCGCGACUACCCCGUGUGCACCGCGUGCCGCCUCGUGGCGCCCUACGACACGCGCCCGCCCGGCGCCGCGCCCUACGUGUGCGUCGCCUGCAGCGCCCGCGCCCCCCCCCCCGCGCCCGCGCCCGCGCCUCCGCCCCCGCCCGACUCCGACUCCGACUACAGCAAGUAUUACAGUUCAUUGGAACAGCUGGCGCUACGGCUGCUGGCGUCGCGCGGGUCCCGGCGGGCGGGGGCCGCGGGGGCGCGGGAGGGGAGCGCGGCGGCGCGGGCGAACGCGGCGGCUGCGCGCGAGUGCAGUUCGGCGCCGGCCUCCCCGCGCGCCGGCCGCAGCCACCCCGCCGGCUCCGCGCCCGCUGAGUCGGCGCCGCGCACGCCACCACGACGACAUCGAUACUCCUCAGCAUCGCCUAUCAGGCAACUCUUGAACUCCCCGCUUCUUAAUCGAAGAAGAAACAAGAAACCGUCCGAAAGUUCAGACGACGAGUAUUCCACUGGCGGCGGCUACAGUGAGGUCAAUGGCAGGAAUUAUCGAGAUUUAGAAAGCUUCCAGAAGGCACAACUGAGGAACAAGCUGAAACGCGCGGGCGGUGUGAUGCCGACGAGUGGCGCUAGCGACAGCCGCAACAGCGCCGCACGUCGGCAACUCGUGAUGCACAACAAGGCGCCCAUGUGGAACGAGAACAGCCAGGUGUACCAGCUCGACUUCGGCGGCCGCGUCACACAGGAGUCCGCCAAGAACUUCCAGAUUGAAUAUCAUGGAAAACAGGUGAUGCAAUUUGGACGCAUAGACGGCAACGCUUACACACUGGACUUCCAGUACCCGUUCUCAGCAUUGCAGGCCUUCGCCGUAGCUCUCGCCAACGUAACUCAACGUCUGAAGUAACUCCAUCCUAGCUUACGAUUAAUAGCGCACAGUUUCUCUAACUCGAGCGAGCUGACCAGAGGGUAUCGUGAGACACACGGAUUCUAAUAAAAUGUAUUCAGAACUUGACGAUUUUCUACAGUAAUUGGGACUGUAGCAAUCCUUACUAGGUAUUGCUAUAUUCCAUUUGGACAGAAACAAGUACUUGAAUUGUUUGCCGUCUACGUAGGAUCUCAAUCUUAAAGUUAUCUUUUCUCACGGAUUUGUGGCUUCAUUCGAAAUCCUCUGUCGGCGUAUUUAAUCGUAAUUGUUAAAACAUUGCUCGAUAAAUAAGCUUUUUACAAACACUAUUAGUUAACGCGUAUUGAUCAGCGAAUUCGCCCAUCCAUAAAUAUUUUUUACACAAGCUUAGAUAGGAUAGCUUUGUAAAGUUUCAAAUUUAUGGUCUCAAUGCCGAAAAACGAACAAUAAUUCGGAGACAUUGGGACCGCCAUCACGGACAAAAUGUAAAGAUAAGUCUUAUGUAUAAUAAUCCAUUAAUCCCCACUCUAUAGGAACGUAAAAAGUAUUUUAGGUAAAAUAUUAUAUAUUUUCACAAUAGACAUAUUUCACGCAUUGAAUAAUUCUCAAGUAAUAGAUGUGUUGGCCUACAGUUACCAAACCUCAAUGUAACUUUAAUGUCGUUGAUUGGUUCUCAGCAUAGUGGUCGAAACUUACGGCCGCGUGGGUAACCUUGAUAUUGUUAACUUAUUUCUUUAAUUUUGAACGAUUAAUUUGCUUACACAGGAUGUUCAUAAAUGCUGGAUUCGUCUGGAAUUGGAUUUUGACAGGGAAACAUACAUGUAUUUCACGGUGUAGAAUCGAGGUGCAAAGUUCAAUUUCAGACGAUUUCAGGUAUAUUGUCAUCCUGUAAGUUACCUGUCACCAAUCAUGCGGCCUAGGUAUAUCACGCAUUCCUCCAGAGGUGAUAUAACAUGUCCACCAGUCGAUAUGGAUAUCUAAAUUAGCGAGUGUAAUGUGCAUCUAAGCACUUUCUGAUUAGGUCAAUGAAUAUUGUUGUAAUGUGUGUUAUCUUUAAAAUAAUGUUGUUGUCAUUGUAUUAUUACUAUUACAUUAACCUAAUGUUCUAGGUGUUUGUCUUUUUAUUUAUGAAAAUAUUCACUAUUGUAUUUUUUCAUUUAAGACAUUGAACUGAUUUACUAACUCAUACCUGUGUAUAUAAAGUUAUACAUAAGUGCAUACCUAGAAACUAGUAUUUAAUAAGAUAAUUAUGUUAAAUUGCACUUAUGUUUUUUACUUUUAUCAAAACUUACAUAUCUAUGGUUAAUUAUUACUAGAUUGUUAGAAAUGUAUUUCAUUUUCACAGAUUCAUUUGAAGACUGCACAUCAUGAAUAUAUUUUGAUACCUCUUUUAUUGAUUAAUGUGUAUCUAAUUUAGUAAAAAAUCUUAAUGUUAGGGAAUGUUGAAUAAGCUGAGUUAGAUUUGUUUUUGUUGCUCAAGAGUUUUUAGGUUUUUAAAUGUUGUGGUGUUAAAUAAAUAGAUGCGAAAUGACAAGUAUAAUGGAUGUCGCCCACUCAACUCUCUUGAUCUGCUUAGAUUUAAUAUGUCCAAUCGAGAUAACAAUUUUAGCUCAUUUCAAAGGUUGUAUUUUAGCAUCUUAAAAAUCAAACGAAUAAAGGUGCAAUAUUUGUAAGCGUCAGUUUUCGUCACAAAGAUCUCGAGUAACAUGUGAGUAGACGACAUAAAUUACAGUUAUUUUUUCGAUACUUGUUAGAGAAAACGGAUAUUAUCGAUUGAAAUGUAUGGUGUUUUUUGUUAUUGCCAAUGAUUUGUACUUGAUGUUAUGACAAGUCCGUUAAUGGUAAAGCAGCACGAUUUCCUAGUUUUCUCGCGCUUCGUUUCAUUGUGCUGCCAUCUAUAAUAGUUGUCCAUCGCUUUUUCUUUGAUAUUUCACUUGUCCGUUGUACAUACCUACUUUAGUGACAAAGUGUAAAUAAAAUAUUCUCCAAGUAAA
Messenger RNA from Helicoverpa zea (corn earworm), 6359 nucleotides. It is a transcript of the gene Tusp, whose product is annotated as tubby-related protein 4. Gene Ontology annotation, molecular function: protein binding. The record is from RefSeq and is a predicted model, not a curated record. The transcript is spliced from 15 exons. Lineage: Eukaryota; Metazoa; Arthropoda; Insecta; Lepidoptera; Noctuidae. Bases 229 to 4365 code for a protein of 1378 amino acids.